GAUGUUAAUGCGGGAAUUGAUGUAAAUCAAACACCGCUGUCUACUGCAACCGAACGUGGAGAUAAAGCCGUUGUUAAGCUGCUGCUUGAAGCGGGUGCUGAUGUUAAUGCGAGAAAUAAUUUUAAUCGAACGCCGCUGUCCUUUGCAGCCGAAGGUGGAGAUGAAGCCAUUGUUAAGCUGCUGCUGGAAGCGGGUGCUGAUGUUAAUGCGAGAAAUAAUUUCAAUCGAACGCCG
Trichoderma asperellum CBS 433.97 is the source of this 234-nucleotide messenger RNA. Lineage: Eukaryota; Fungi; Ascomycota; Sordariomycetes; Hypocreales; Hypocreaceae. The record is from RefSeq and is a predicted model, not a curated record.